Molecule: messenger RNA, 657 nt
Organism: Knipowitschia caucasica
Lineage: Eukaryota; Metazoa; Chordata; Actinopteri; Gobiiformes; Gobiidae
Source: the annotation of a GenBank genome assembly
AUGGAGGAGGACAUCAGUCUGAAGAAACGCAGAAGUGAUCAACCUGAAACCAAAGAGCAAGAGGUGCAGACCACUCCAGAGCUCAUCGGGGAAAAAGUCAAACGGAAGCGAGGGCGUCCCCCGGUGGAGAAGCUGCCCCCGAACCCCCCUCCGCUCACCCGCCUCCUCAACACCCUGGUGGACAUGGUCAUCAACUACAAGGACGGGUAUGGGCGACAGAUAAGCAAAGGCUUUGUGCAGCUUCCCUCCAGGAAGGAGGUGCCAGAGUACUACGAGCUGAUACGAAAACCUGUGGACUUCAGAAGGAUCAGGGAGCGAGUGCGUAACCACAAAUACAGAUGUGUGGGGGAUUUGGAAAAGGACAUUCACCAGCUGUGUCAAAAUGCUCAGACAUACAACUUGGAAGGAUCUCAGAUAUAUGAAGACUCCAUCGUCAUUAAGUCUGUGUUCGAGAGCGCGAGGCAGAGAAUUGUUGCGGACGAGGAACAGGCCGACUCCGUGAGCACCAGCAACAACAGUGAUCAGCAAGAAGAGCACUUUGUCGAUGUAGCAGCAGAUCUGCAGAACAAGGAGAGACUGGAGACUCCGCUGCACCAGGCCACACACAGUGAUCUCAACAGUGAAGAUACAGAGGUCGUCAAAAAGGACGAAGGAUGA